AUGACAGUAGGAGCUGAUGCAGACUCCAGGCCGUGGCCGGCUCACACCAACCUCCCAGCUGCCUGGGACCCACAUGAAACCAGGCAGCGCACCAAGGAGAACCAAAACAGGGAAAUGCAGCGAGGCAGACCACCUGGCCCACUGAGUCCAGACUCAGAAGAUGUGCAGGUGUUGGUGGAGCCCCACAUAGCUCCUGCCUGCUCAGUGACAGUGAACACAUCCCCUUCCAGUGGCCACCUCAAAACCAAGAAGCCAAUCGGUUCAGACUCGGGCCUUCGCGCCCCGUCCCCGCCCCGAGGGCUGCUGGGACUUGUAGUGCCGCAGACGCUGGUGGGCUGCGCGUCCCCCAGCCAGUCCCACGCGCCUGGCCUGCCGUCGGGCUUGGGGCUCCGGAGUCUCGGGGUGGCGCGAACCUUAAAGGGACUCGUAACGGCCCGGGCCGCUUAUCUGGCCCGGGCGGAUGUCGGCCACCAGCGUGUGCCGGAGGAAGGCCUCGUGGAGGUGGGACGCGCCGCCGUGCAGCCGCCCGGGCGCCGCCCGCCCCGGGGCUCCAUCCCGCGGCUCCAUCCCGGGGCUCCCGCCUGGGCCGCGCCGGGCCCGGCGUCGCGCCUCGCUUUCCGUCCCUCCUCGCCUGGAACCGGGAUUCCGGAGAGGAGGAGGCUUGAUCUCGCGCUGCCCGCCCACUUCCCUGUGCGCCGCCGGCUGCGCGACCCCGGGCGGCCUCGCCGCGGAGGCCCGGCGGGCCGGGGGACCCGGGGAGCGGGCGCGGCGCCCGCCGGGCUUUCCCGGACCGAGCCCCCGCCGAGCCCCGCGCGCCGGAGACCUGCCCCGCCCCGAGACCGGGACGAAGCCCCACGGGGAAGCCUCUCGGCGGGGCUCGAGGCUGGGAAGAGGGAAGCCAGGCGCCUCGCUGUGGCCCAUCCAGAUACGCCCUCCUACUCAAGCUUGUCCUGCCGACCGCUGGCCCUGGGGCUGCUGGGUGCAGCCCGCCCGCCCGCCCGGAGGGGUGGUGGGGAGCAGGGCACACUGGGCUGUGCAGGGCACCCUUUCUGGACAGGACCAGCCCCUGUGCCUGGGGGCACCCGGCAGUCUCCUGUCAAUAUCCAGUCGAGAGACGCGUUGUACGACCCACGGCUGGAGCCGCUCAACAUCUCCUACCACCCUGCAUCCUGCCGCUAUAUCUGGAACACCGGCUACUUCUUCCAGGUGGAGUUCGACGAUGCUGCCGCCGCCGCAGAAAGGUCAGGCAUCAGCGGUGGACCCUUGGAAAACCACUACCGACUCAAGCAGUUCCACUUCCACUGGGGAGCCGGGAACGAGCGCGGCGCGGAGCACAUGGUGGACGACCACGUGUUCCCGGCAGAGCUGCAUUUAGUUCACUGGAAUUGUGUGAAAUAUGCACAUUACCAGGAGGCUGUGACGGGGGAGAAUGGCCUGGCUGUGAUCGGUGUGUUUUUAAAGCUCGGGGCCCGGCAUCAGGCCCUGCAGAAAUUGGUGGACAUCUUGCCAGAGAUAAAACAUAAGGAUACCUGGUCAGCCGUGGGCCCCUUUGACCCCACGUGCCUGCUGCCCGACUGCCGGGACUACUGGACCUACGCCGGCUCCCUCACCACGCCGCCACUGGCUGAGUCUGUCACCUGGAUCAUUCAGAAGCAGCCCGUCGAAGUGGCCCCCAGCCAGCUGUCCGCAUUCCGGAAGCUCCUGUUCUCUGCCCAAGGCGAGGAAGAGGAGAUGAUGGCCAACAACUACCGCCCGCUGCAGCCCCUGCUGGACCGGAAGGUCCGUGCGUCCUUCCGGACCCCUGAGGGUGCUGAGGCCGCCAGCCCCACCCGGGCUGGGAGAACUGACUGA
Messenger RNA from Dipodomys ordii (Ord's kangaroo rat), 1851 nucleotides. RefSeq names its product carbonic anhydrase VA, mitochondrial (gene Ca5a). Gene Ontology annotation, molecular function: carbonate dehydratase activity; zinc ion binding. Gene Ontology annotation, cellular component: cytoplasm; mitochondrion. The transcript has 9 exons. Bases 1 to 1851 code for a protein of 616 amino acids. The record is from RefSeq and is a predicted model, not a curated record. NCBI's taxonomy places the organism in Eukaryota, Metazoa, Chordata, Mammalia, Rodentia, Heteromyidae.